UCCCACGCACGGUAAUUAAACCAAUCGAUCGGCUGUCACUCUGUCAACCACACACACAUUCCGGCAUUGCACUUGCCUUGCAGUUGCAGAGGCCCCGGAGCCGGAGGCGAACUGGAAUGCCGCUGCGCCUGCCUCUCCUCUCCCUAUAGUUUCUUGGGACGGGCGGGCGCACUCGGUCUCUCUCUGAUCUGGAAGGCGCCGCCUGCCUUCUCCCGGUCCGUUUCUUUCCUUUUCUUUUUUUUUGGACGGGCAUUUCUUUUCUUUCCCUGGCGACGCGCAUCCAAGAAUUCCGCAGCAGUCAGGCAAAUUUGGAUUUUGGGGCCACGAAUCUUUCCUGAUACUAAGUCGGGAGGCGAUUACCCCGAGCGCCGUUCUUCGCCGCCGCUUCUGCAAAUCUUAGUCCGGCGUGGAGUGGAGGUUGGUACUUGGUAGCUAAUGUUAUGUGAAGCGGCGAAUUGCUCGUCAAAAUUUGGAGGUUUUACUGCCCGGUGAGUGAGAUCGGACUAGCUCUGUCUCCGUCCAUCGUAUAUCCUAGUGAUUGAUUUUCUGGUCAGGAACUAAGGAUGUCCCCCAAUUUGGACUUUUAGCCACUUGCGUGAGGUUUUUCCAUUAGAGGAUUGGAUUUGUCUACACACAAAAAAAUUGCUGCUACAAAAUCGUGGCCUCAGCUCUGCAGUCACCAAGGUGAACAUUCUAUUCUCAUGGCAAAGCAGUACUAUGCAACUAGCAGCCUUGUAGUAGGGUAUGCUCUGUGCUCAAGUUUGCUUUCGAUCAUCAAUAAAUAUGCCGUCACAAAGUUCAGUUACCCUGGCCUCUUGACUGCUCUGCAAUACUUCACAUCUGCUGCUGGUGUUUGGAUCCUUGGAAAGCUAGGGCUUCUCAGCCAUGACCCCUUCAAGUUGGAGACCGCAAAGAAAUUUGCACCUGCUGCUCUCGUCUUCUACCUUGCCAUAUUCACAAACACAAAUCUCCUCUGCCAUGCCAAUGUUGAUACCUUCAUAGUUUUCAGAUCCUUGACGCCACUUUUGGUUGCUAUUGCUGACACAACUUUCCGGAAGCAACCAUGUCCUUCCAAGUUCACAUUCUUAUCCCUUGUGGUCAUCUUGGGAGGAGCAGUUGGUUAUGUGAUGACAGAUUCAGCAUUCAGCCUCACAGCAUACUCAUGGGCACUUGCAUAUCUGGUGACCAUAACAACUGAAAUGGUGUACAUCAAGCACAUAGUGACAAACCUGGGGCUGAAUACUUGGGGCUUUGUGCUCUACAACAACCUUCUGUCAUUGAUGAUGGCACCCAUCUUUUGGUUCGUUACAGGAGAGCAUAAGUUGGUCUUUGCAGCCAUUGAAUCAAGGGGUGAUGGCUGGUUUCAACUGGAUGCCUUUGUGGCAGUGGCAUUGUCAUGCGUGUUUGGGCUCCUCAUCAGUUUCUUUGGUUUUGCAGCAAGGAAAGCAGUCUCAGCCACUGCGUUUACCGUUACCGGGGUCGUGAAUAAGUUCCUCACCGUGGCUAUCAAUGUCAUGAUCUGGGACAAACAUGCAACUGCAUUUGGUUUGGUUUGCUUGCUCUUCACUAUUGUUGGUGGGAUACUCUAUCAACAAUCGGUUACGGCAAAAGGAAAUUCUGCGGGUCAGCAUGGGCCAGUAUCUGAGCAACCUAAAGAGGACAAUGAUAGCAAAGAGCUUGAUGAGGAGACGCAAGGCUUAGUUGCAUCUGCUAAGUAGUCCAGUGCGUGAAUUACUCGCACCCAUAGUAUUAGUCUAUUAGAUUUUGCAGAUUUAUUCUUUGGCCUUGAAUUGGCUCUUUUGUCUUUCACCCUUGAAACAAAUGACAAAUCAAACACGAGGGAAUACUAGAGGAAGUAGUAAAAUUAUAAGUUAGUUUCUCUGUUGAAAAUUUUAAUGUUUUGUUUUCGUUUUAAAUUCAAUAUGUAUUCCACACUGCUUGAUGCAGUUCUGUGCCAAAAACAUAUGCUAUAUCCUAUAUGGUUAUGAUCCGUCUCAUUGUCAUAUACA
Messenger RNA from Panicum virgatum (switchgrass), 2009 nucleotides. Its product is annotated as GDP-fucose transporter 1-like. NCBI's taxonomy places the organism in Eukaryota, Viridiplantae, Streptophyta, Magnoliopsida, Poales, Poaceae. Gene Ontology annotation, cellular component: Golgi apparatus. The transcript has 3 exons. Bases 702 to 1718 code for a protein of 338 amino acids. The record is from RefSeq and is a predicted model, not a curated record. Gene Ontology annotation, molecular function: antiporter activity; GDP-fucose transmembrane transporter activity.